UGGCGCUUGUUUGUCACAUGAGACAGCAACAGGAAGUACAGUCGCUGUGAGUCUGUGAUGUUUUCAGUAACAUAUAAGUCAGUUGAUUAAAUUACAAAAUUAGAAUUUUACUUUUUGGAAACUUGUCUGUAUUUCUGUAGCUUCUGUUCAGUUCAACUAGAUAAAUGAGUUUUCGUGCUUUGUGGAUUAUUUAUCAAGAUAAAGGGGAAAAUGCUUCAGUGCGCUUUUCAAGGAGGUUUUCGACGGUGGAACACCGUGCAAAGAUACUAGCAGGCUCCUUGUAUGUAGCUGUUCCAGAGGACAGCACUGUGCUCAGACUCCUGCUUACUGAGCUCGGCCUGUCAGACCCACCUAAACCAUUCGUUCUUCUCAGAGAUGAUUGUCGGCGCUGCCCGCGUACACCUGUUUAUGAGCUGUGUGUGGACGGUCCUGGCCAGGGAACACUCUGGCCAGUGUUGGUCAUCACUCAUGGACCUCUCAUUCUAGCUUGCCUGUGUCUAGUGGACGUCCCCGCUGAGCCCAGGCCGCCUUUAACCAACCUGCUGUCUGUCUCACUGGGCAUCACAUUUCUGAAUGGAUUACAGAAUUUCCUCCUGGACUCAGGGGGUAAGGUUGAUAGUGAGGUCAUAGCCUCUCGUCUGGCAGUGCUGCCCUCUGUGCUCCUGCAUGUUUGCCCUUUUGGUAUGCCGCUAGAUGUGCCCUCUCUGGGGGUACUUGCUUCAUCUUCUGUGCCUGCUCCAGCUGGGAACCAGAAACAGCCAGUCUGGAAGACUGGUUUCCACAAAGGGCGUGCUGUCGUCAACAUAACACUGACUGAAACUGUGCGCUCGAUGCAAUAUGGUGACCCGAGUAGACAGGACAUGUGGGAUGUGUACGGCACAGUGAUGUGCAAAUGUGAAGUAGAGGGGGUGCUCCCAAAUGUGACAGUGACCCUCACGCUACCACCUAAUGGAUCACCACUGCAGGACAUCCUGGUGCAUCCCUGCGUCACCUCACUGGAUUCCAAUAUCUUAACAGCAUGCAGUGUUGAUAACGACGAUGGCUCAUCUUUCUCAGGACCUUACAAGUUUCCUUUCUCUCCACCUUUGGAGCCGUUUCGACUUUGUGGCUACACAUCGCAGGUCCCUGUUCCCCCUAUACUGGGGUCAUAUCAACUAAAGGAGGAGGAAAACCACUUUCUUGUGUCAGUGACUCUCAAACUUCAUGAAAGUGUAAAGAAUAGUUUUGAGUACUGUGAAGCACGCCUGCCUUUUUUUAACAGGCCUCAGAUGGGGUCUGUGGAUGUUAAAGUGGGCUCUGGACAACUGGAAGUUUCAAAGGAGAAGAACCUUCUUGUGUGGGUCCUGGGACAAAAGUUUCCUAAAUCUCGUGAGGUCACAAUGGAAGGCAGGAUUAGCUUUUCGGGGCUGGCAGCAGGACCGACUGACCCUCUUUGUACAGACCUCACCGCUUAUGUAAAAUUGUAUUUCAAAGUGCCUGACAUGACGCUCUCAGGAUGUUGUGUGGACCAGCACUCUGUGCAGGUGUAUUCUGCUGCCAAACCAAAGAUUACGACAUCUCGCGAAUUCCAAUCCAAAGACUACUUUAUAUGGAAUUCCACCGGCGCUGCUCCUGUCUCCCAGAUGUUGCUGUAGGAUGGACUCACAGGGGAGAAAAGUAUCUAUGUAUUAUACUUGUCCACAUUUGACUAUUUCAUAUAAAUUGUAAUCGGUUCCUCCUAGACCAGUGCUUACAAAAUGUAUGUAACAAGCAACAUCAUUUGGAGCUUUUGAGGAUUGAAAAGGACUGACGGGAAGUCGAUGAGGAUUGUUUAACUGGAAGAAAUAUUUGUUUGAGUUGAAUUACUUCCGGCCCAUGUCGGUCUUUCUUUAUGAAUCCCUCCCUCACAUUUAUCCCACUGCAGACACAAGGGCCACCCCUCGCUCUGACAGCCCCACUUCAGUGACUCUCCAUCAGCCGGAUAAUUAGCAGCUGGGGCCUUGUCAUCAGCUGUUGUGGGCCUGGAGGAGAGGGGGGGGGGCAGGCAAGGCCUUGAAAGGCUUGGCCGCCUUGGAUACUGUCUUGGCUACAAAAGGCAACUCUUUAGAGCUGGCAGGAGUCCUUGCCCCCACCCCCACUCCUUUUGACCCCAUCCCCGCCCUGUCAACUACCAAGUCGUAAAAACACACAACCUCUCCAACCAGGCUGUGAUUGAGCGCUGACCCUGUGGCCCUCCGAGACAUUAAAGCAGCCAGUCACAUUCAGCCGACAGGGCCUUGCUAAUUGGUAAAAGAGUCACAAGGAUGGAUGAGGUCUGGUUGCCUCUUGAGUUUCUGUAGGUGCACUAAGUCAAUUAGAGUGUCUGAUGUUUGUUGUAGCAACACAGUUGUCACAUUAGAGAUACAUUCUUUCUUAAUAUAAAGUUAUUUAGAGAUUACUAGUGAGAUUCUUUUUCUGCCCUUGAACAUAACAAGGCACCUACUUGCAAUAACUGCUAUGGAUAACCAGCCGAUGAAGAGUUAAAUCAACACAGCAUCCAGACUCCUCUGAGUGCCCCCAUUGUCUGACUGUUGGCCUCUUGUGCUCCUUGCUGGUCCAAAUGCUACAUUCUCACGUGGAUUUCCACUCACAAGGCUGACCAUGACCAAUCCCCUGUCAAUUGGAACCAAUUGCUCACACGGCAUCCUUCACCUUCUUUUUAAGUGUCCACGCCAAGCGGUGGGCACCGAGACCUCUCCACCCCCACCCUACACCGUGAUUUGGCUUUAAGGCCCAGUGUCUAUGGCUAGCCAACUGGAAAAAGAGAAGGUUUUCUUUUAAGAACUGGGACACUGAAUCUCCUUAGUGUCCUCAAUAUGAGGCCAGACUGGCUCCUCAAGUCUGCAGUCACCGACAUCAAGCUGGUCUAUUUGCUUUGUUUGAGGAAUAGCUUGUUUUAAUGUGGUACCUGCUCCAUUAUAUAUACGUAUGUAUGUAUGUGUGUGUAUAUAUAUAUAUAUA
Molecule: messenger RNA, 2979 nt
Organism: Dunckerocampus dactyliophorus (ringed pipefish)
Lineage: Eukaryota; Metazoa; Chordata; Actinopteri; Syngnathiformes; Syngnathidae
Gene: ap5m1
Product: adaptor related protein complex 5 subunit mu 1
Exons: 8
Coding region: 165-1634 (489 amino acids)
Biological process (GO): endosomal transport
Cellular component (GO): lysosome; AP-type membrane coat adaptor complex; cytosol
Source: RefSeq, a predicted model, not a curated record